Molecule: messenger RNA, 2069 nt
Organism: Hevea brasiliensis (rubber tree)
Lineage: Eukaryota; Viridiplantae; Streptophyta; Magnoliopsida; Malpighiales; Euphorbiaceae
Product: pentatricopeptide repeat-containing protein At5g06540
Exons: 2
Coding region: 1-1437 (478 amino acids)
Biological process (GO): RNA modification
Molecular function (GO): RNA binding; protein binding
Source: RefSeq, a predicted model, not a curated record
AUGUUUCCGCCAAAAAGACCAACCCUCUUUCCAAAACGCUACCUUUACUCGGGCUGCGCUUCCCCCCCUCGCGCACCAAAAUCAGCAUUGCCACAUCUCUCUCUCCUUGCAGACAAAUGUAUCUCAAUGACCCAACUCAAGCAAAUUCAUGCUCAAAUGAUUGUCACCUCUCGCAUUUCUGACCACUUCGCCGCAAGCCGUUUACUUUCCUUUUGCGCUCUUUCCGAUUCCGGGGAUAUCAAUUAUGCCAUAAAACUAUUCAAUAUCACUCAAGAUCCAAAUAUCUUCAUGUGGAAUAUUCUCAUUAGAGCGCUAGCGAAUAGCCCAAAUCCCAGUAGAGCUGUGUUUCUUUAUAUACAGAUGAGGAGACAAGGUGUUUGUCCAAAUAACCACACCUUCCCUUUUCUUCUCAAGGGUUGUUGCAGCUCUUGCUUACCUGAAUCUUGCAUGCAGGUGCAUACCCAUGUUUUGAAAUUUGGCUUGGAGCUUGAUUUGCAUGUUGUUAAUGGGUUAGUGAGAGGUUACUGUGUUUCGAGUCAUUUGAGUAGCGCGCGCAGGUUAUUCGAUGAAUUUUCUGAGAGGGAUUUAAGCAUUUGGACCACGAUGAUUACUGGCUAUGCUCAAAAUUUUUGCGCUAUUGAAGCUUUAGUGUUGUUUGAUCGGAUGCUUGUUGAGGGUUUUGAACCGAAUGGUUCGACCGUUGCUUCUGUGUUGUCUGCAUGUGCUCGUUCAGGUUGCCUAGAAUUGGGAGAGAGAAUUCAUGCCUUUAUGCUAGAGAGAGGUGUUCAAAUGGGAGUGAUAUUAGGUACUGCAUUGGUGCAUAUGUAUGCGAAGAAUGGAGCAAUCUCUAUGGCUACAAAAUUGUUUGAUUCCAUGCCUGAAAGAAACAUUGCUACUUGGAAUGCGAUGUUAUGUGGAUUGGCCAGUCAUGGGCAUGCUGAAGAAGUACUUGCGCUUUUUAGGAAGCUAGAGAAAGAGGAUUUAGUACCAAAUGAUGUGACUUUUGUUGGGGUUUUGUCUGCCUGCUGCCACGCAGGCUUAAUUGACGUUGGUUACAAGAUCUUCAAUUCCAUGAAGGAGGUGUAUGGCAUUGAACCCAAGAUUGAACAUUAUGGAUGCAUGGUGGAUCUUCUGGGGCGAGGUGGGAAAUUAGUUGAGGCUGAGGAGCUGAUAAAAAGAAUGGCAUGGAAGGCCGACGUUGUGAUUUUGGGAGCCUUGUUAGCUGCUUGUAAAAAUCAGGGGAACAUUGAGAUUGCUGAAAGAGUGGUGAAAGAUAUUCUAGCCUUGGAACCUCAUAAUCAUAUGGUCCAUGUUGUUUUGUCCAAUAUGUUUGCAGAGGCUGGAAGGUGGCAGGAUGUAUGGAGGCUUAGGAAGGUCAUGAAAGUAGGGAAUUUGAAGAAAACACCUGGGUGGAGCCUUGUGGAUGGUGAUAAGUAAUUGUAUAUGUACAAGAUAGCCAGCAUUGUUACUCCAUGAAGAAAGUUUCAUUAGGAAUCAGUACGGAAAGGUGGGCAUGAUCAAGGGCGUGUGAUUCACAGUGUUGUGGGUCCCUUUUCAGCCAGCCAAUUAUGAAGAGUCUGGUGGGACACUGGAUAUUAUAGAGUUAAUGGAACAUUAAUUCUUUCAAUUUUGGAACUUUUUGUGUACUACAAGAAAAGCUUUAGUCUAUCAUGAUUUGGUACCAGAAUGAUUGGCUUCGGCAGCAUUGUCAACUUCUUACCAUGGUCUAUGGACACCGAUAAAAAGGAAAGGGCACAAAAAGGCUUAUGAUUUUUGGAGGGUAUGCAUCUCCUCACAAGUACUUACAAAUAACCAAGGGAGAAAUAGUGCAUUAGAGGGAGAAUAUGGUCAAAGGAACUCUGUGGUUUAAAGUUAGUUUUGAGAGUUCUGGAGAUGUACAGAAUGGUUUCGGUUUGUACAUAUAUAAAUAGAGAGAGAGAGAGAGAGAGAGAGAGAGAGAGAGAGAGAGGAGGAGGGUCUGGAGGGAAAGUUAUUAGUUAUGACAGUGUCUCAUUCCUCAGUGACAGAUUUUAAAGUAUGAAGAAAAGCAAUAGUUUCAUUUCUUUUUC